CUGAUGUCGUGAGAGGGUGAUUGAAAAUUGUUAACUUUAUUCUCAUUUUUUUUUUGGUUUCUUGAGAAAUUUAUUGUGUUAAAUAGAUUUUUGAUUUGAAGUUAAGAGUAUUCCUCUCUCAACGUUCAGCAGCGACAUAUUCUCGCAUAAGGUUGAAAGAAUUUGGUUGCGAACGAUAAGAUGACAGUUUAUUAGUUUGAUUCAUUAUAGACGGUGCAAAGUACGCAGAAAUGUAUCUUUCGAUUGGAUAUUCUGUGGUAUUAAUAUGUCUACUGGCAACUGGAACUGCGGCAGGUGAACGUAAAUUUCCACUGGAGUUCAUAUUCGGCGUUGGAACAUCGGCCUAUCAAAUCGAAGGCGGUUGGAAUGCGGACGGCAAGGGUGAAUCAAUUUGGGAUCACUUCGUACACAAUCAUCCGGAGAUGAUUCUGGAUGGAAGUACCGGUGAUGUUGCUUGCGACAGUUACAAUCAGUGGCAACAAGAUGUUGAAAUGGUGAAAGGGCUUGGCGUCGAUACCUAUCGAUUUUCUUUGGCGUGGACUCGGAUUUUGCCUUCUGGGAAAGUAUCUCCGAUCAAUCAGAAAGGAAUCGAUUACUACAACCAUCUGAUAGAUGGACUGCUGGCCGAAGGGAUCAAUCCCUCGAUCACUUUGUACCAUUUCGAUUUGCCUCAACAGUUGCAUGAGCAAGGCGGUUUUCUAACAUCUGAUAUUGUGGAACAUUUUGAGCAAUACGCUAGGGUAGCGUUUGAGAAUUUUGGGGACCGGGUUAAAAUGUGGACUACGUUUAACGAACCGUGGCAUAUUUGCGAGAAUGGUUACGGUCGAGAUGGAUUAGCCCCAGCUGUCAAUAACCCCGGCAUAGCUAGUUACAUUUGUGGCCACAAUCUACUGAAGGCUCACGCUGAAGCUGUCCAUCUUUAUCGGGAUCACUUCCAGCAAAGCCAAAAUGGAACCAUUGGCAUUUCACUGGAUGCUCGUUGGUACGAACCUGCUUCAGAGUCUGCAGAUGAUCGAGAAGCUUCCGAUUGGGCGAUGCAGUUUCAUCUCGGUUGGUUUGCCCAUCCAAUAUUUUCUUCCAAAGGAGACUACCCAGACAUUAUGAAGCAACGGAUUGCUGAGUUGAGCAAACAGCAAGGCUUCUCCAGCUCUAGAUUGCCGACGUUUACUCCGUUGGAAGUAGAUCGUAUUCGAGGGACGUCCGACUUUUUCGGGAUCAACACCUAUACCAGUAGAUUGGCUGGUAAAAAUGGAAAUAACAAUGUAGCAAACUACGCUGUUCCUUCCAAUGAUCACGACUCAGGAGUUGUGUUAACGAUAGACCCGAAUUGGCCAACGGCGGAGGUUCCUUGGUUAAAGAUAGUCCCAUUCGGCCUCAGGAAGUUACUCAACUGGAUCAAUGAACAGUAUGAUCGUCCCCUGACUCUGGUUACGGAAAACGGAGUCGGUACCAAAGCUGGUACUGUGGACCAUCAACGAGUCGACUAUUACAAUGGGUACUUGAAUGCUGUUUUGGAUGCCAUCGAGGAUGGAUGCGAUGUUCGAGGGUACUUCGCCUGGAGCCUGAUGGAUAAUUUCGAAUGGAGGGCCGGAUAUACUGGUCAAUUUGGUCUCUUCUAUGUGGAUUUCAAGAGCCCACAGCGUACUAGAAUUCCGAAAAUGUCGGCUAAGGUCUACAAGAACAUUAUUUUAUCAAGAAAAAUUGAUGAAACGUACCGUCCUAUGCCAGAGCAAGUUAUUCCGGUAGUUCCGGAUUUGAGUUGUCUCUGUCCCAGUCCCAGAACAGUAUUGGUAGGAUUUAUAAUCAUUGUGAUAGUGCGGAAGUUAAUUUCUAAAUAAUAUUUCUAGAAUGUUGCUUAAAAUUUGCCGUAUUCGAAUACAAUCGUCGGGAUUCAAUAAAGUUAUUUUAUUUCCU
Molecule: messenger RNA, 1914 nt
Organism: Uranotaenia lowii
Lineage: Eukaryota; Metazoa; Arthropoda; Insecta; Diptera; Culicidae
Product: myrosinase 1-like
Exons: 6
Coding region: 231-1838 (535 amino acids)
Biological process (GO): carbohydrate metabolic process
Molecular function (GO): beta-glucosidase activity
Source: RefSeq, a predicted model, not a curated record